Molecule: messenger RNA, 924 nt
Organism: Myotis brandtii (Brandt's bat)
Lineage: Eukaryota; Metazoa; Chordata; Mammalia; Chiroptera; Vespertilionidae
Gene: BATF
Product: basic leucine zipper transcription factor, ATF-like
Exons: 3
Coding region: 241-618 (125 amino acids)
Biological process (GO): regulation of transcription by RNA polymerase II
Cellular component (GO): nucleus
Molecular function (GO): RNA polymerase II cis-regulatory region sequence-specific DNA binding; DNA-binding transcription factor activity, RNA polymerase II-specific
Source: RefSeq, a predicted model, not a curated record
AGAGAGAGCGUGAGAGCCCCACAGCGAACGACAUGUCCCUGUGGGGAGCAGUGCCUCUGCACCCCAGAGUGAGGAGGACACAGGGGUCAGAGGUGGCUGCAGGGCGGGCAGAGGAGGGACCGGCUGAGGGGGUGGGCUGGCGGCCUGGUGGCCUGGGAACAGUCAGGAAGGGAAGCCAGCUGGUGACAAGAGAGCCCAGCGGCGUCUGGGGCUGCGAGGAGAGCCCAGAAGACUGCAGCCAUGCCUCACAGCUCCGACAGCAGCGACUCCAGCUUCAGCCGCUCUCCCCCUCCUGGCAAACAGGACUCAUCUGACGAUGUGCGGAAAGUUCAGAGGAGGGAGAAAAAUCGCAUUGCUGCCCAGAAGAGCCGACAGAGGCAGACACAGAAAGCUGACACCCUGCACUUGGAGAGUGAAGACCUGGAGAAACAGAACGCGGCUCUGCGCAAGGAGAUCAAGCAGCUCACAGAGGAGAUGAAGUACUUCACGUCGGUGCUCAGCAGCCACGAGCCCCUGUGCUCGGUGCUGGCGGCCAGUGCGCCCUCGCCCCCCGAGGUGGUGUACAGUGCCCACGCCUUCCACCAGCCUCACGUCAGCUCCCCGCGCUUCCAGCCCUGAGCUUUUCCAGAGAUGGGGGAGAGCAGAGCCGACACCCCCAGUCCCCGGCUGCUCCGCAGGCCUCAGGAGGGGCACACAGACUGUGGCCAGGUGGCCCUCGUCCCCCAGAGGCCUCUCUCCACCUGGAGAGGCGGAGACAGGGGCCUUGACAAGGACUAAACACUGGACUGAGUAAGAAGUGGGCGAGGCCUCCCAGCGGGCUGGCAGCCCCUGGGCACGUGCUGGACCCCAUGCGGGUGGGAGGCCCAACCCAGAGUUGUACCAGGUGUACCUCACAAAAGCUGCAGCACGAAAGAGAGGACGCAG